ACGUAAAAUCGUUACUACAUUCUUUUUUCUUGGUACUGAGGAAGGGGGCUGGUUUUUAUCUUGUUAUCGACCUUCGACCACCACCGAAACAACACCGGAGCUCAGAUUCUCAGAAGGUGUCUUCCACAUUCUCAAAUGGCGAUUACUGCAACUGCUACUUCUUCCAUCUUCAACUUCAACUGCUCCCUCUCCCCUCCACCAUCACUAAGCUGUCGUCCAAUUCUUUCUUCUCUUCCCCACCACCAUCUCCGCCUACCCCUCGCCAGAAAAUUCGUUUUUUCCACUACUCUACCCUGCGAAAAACCCUUCAUCUCAAAACCUUCGGUGUGCUCCUCGUCCCCUGGAAAAUCUCAGCCGAUGGUUCCUCCUUACAAUAUCUUAAUCACGGGUUCCACUAAAGGAAUAGGUUAUGCCUUAGCUAAAGAGUUUCUGAAAGCAGGUGAUAAUGUCUUAAUAUGCUCAAGGUCUGCUGAAAGGGUAGAAUCUGCUCUUCAAACCUUAAGGACAGAAUGUGGGGUCCAGCACGUGUGGGGUACAAAAUGUGAUGUUCGUGAUGGAAAUGAUGUGAAAAAUCUAGUAAAAUAUGCACAAGAAAACCUCCAAUACAUAGAUAUAUGGAUUAAUAAUGCGGGAUCAAAUGCAUAUAGCUAUAAACCUCUAGCAGAGGCUUCAGAUGAGGAUCUUAUUGAAGUUGUCACGACAAACACACUUGGUUUAAUGAUUUGUUGCCGGGAGGCAAUGAAAAUGAUGCUUAAUCAAGCAAGAGGAGGACAUAUAUUCAAUAUUGAUGGAGCAGGUUCUGAUGGAAGACCAACACCUAGAUUUGCUGCAUAUGGAGCAACUAAACGUAGUGUCGUACAUUUGACAAAAUCAUUACAGGCGGAAUUACGUAUGCAAGAAGUAAGCAAUGUUGUUGUCCAUAACUUAUCGCCAGGAAUGGUUACAACGGAUCUUCUAAUGUCAGGUGCCAACACAAAGCAGGCGAAGUUUUUUAUAAAUGUUUUAGCAGAACCAGCAGAUGAGGUUGCCAAGUAUCUUGUCCCGAAUAUUAGAUCAAUACCAAUGAGUGGAUCAACAAGGCCAACUUACAUUCGUUUUCUUACCGGAUUAAAAGCUUACUCCCAAAUUUUUACUAGAUUGGCUUUUGGAGCUAGAAGAAAUAGAUACUUGGUUGAAGAUUGAUGUCUUUGCAAUUUUAUACCACUGAAAAAGUUACAAAAAUUGUUUAUUAAACUUGUUUUAGAAUGUAGUAUAUAUCUAAAGUAUUAAAAACGGUGUUGUAUAUUGUAACCGAAAUUUUUGGUUUAAAAAAAAAAAAGAAAAUUGUAAACCA
This is a messenger RNA of Lactuca sativa (garden lettuce), 1333 nucleotides long. It is a transcript of the gene NOL, whose product is annotated as NYC1-like protein. NCBI's taxonomy places the organism in Eukaryota, Viridiplantae, Streptophyta, Magnoliopsida, Asterales, Asteraceae. Gene Ontology annotation, biological process: chlorophyll catabolic process; PSII associated light-harvesting complex II catabolic process. Gene Ontology annotation, molecular function: chlorophyll(ide) b reductase activity. The record is from RefSeq and is a predicted model, not a curated record.